AUGAAGAUUUCCACCAGAGCAACUAGACGGACCAGUUCGCGGCUGCACUUGAGCAACGUCACGACUUCUGACAGCGGUGUUUAUCGAUGCAGAGCGCGGGUGAAAGGUUACUCUGACGUUGCCGAGGCAGAAGUAAUUGUUCGCAAAAGUGCGAAAUUCGACGAGCAAAAGAAGAAGGAGAACAACAACAGCAAUCCUCCAGAGACCACAAGUGCAGAGAGAGGCCACUCCUCGUUAUUAUUAGCAGAGAGUACAACCCCGAAUUCUCAUUUCGAAUUUCAACUCUCCACGGCCGAUCGAACGCCUGACCGACCCUUCCAUCCCAUUUCCAGCGAUUGCACAAGCCAUCUUUUAAUUGAUGGAUUGGUCUACUUGCAGCGGGAUUAG
Messenger RNA from Oikopleura dioica, 387 nucleotides. The record is from the annotation of a GenBank genome assembly. NCBI's taxonomy places the organism in Eukaryota, Metazoa, Chordata, Appendicularia, Copelata, Oikopleuridae.